This is a messenger RNA of Homarus americanus (American lobster), 1958 nucleotides long. RefSeq lists its product as uncharacterized. Lineage: Eukaryota; Metazoa; Arthropoda; Malacostraca; Decapoda; Nephropidae. The record is from RefSeq and is a predicted model, not a curated record. Bases 973 to 1938 code for a protein of 321 amino acids. The transcript has 3 exons.
UUCUGGAACUUGGUUCUCUGUGAAUGAGCUCCUGGAACAGCUCGUGGUGGCUCCAGUGUCACCAAGCUUUACUGCUACUUCGAAAUUGCCAAUGGGGCCACCGUAAGUUGUGAAGCCAGCCGGGGCUACCAAUACAUUACUGAGGUGAGUGAAGCCAACAACACCGCCGCCAUGAAGCUUCGGUACGAUUUCGACUCGUCUCAUAAGACGUAUCGGACGUUCCCGCAGAAGGUGGUCCACUCGACAGGCCUGGCAGAUCGCUGGAGCUUCCUCAAGUGGUGCUGCCCAUUCUGCCUGGAGAAACCUCGCUCACGCUCUCGUAAGUCCAGCAGCGUCCCUGUCAUCCGCAUCACCAGACCUCGAAGUCCCGACUCAGACCCGGACAGUGAAGAUGAACCCAAGGAGCAGCGGAAAGGCAGCGUGGAGAGUGGGGGCAGUAGUGGGGGUGUCGGGGUCGUGGAGUCUACUGUGAGGUCCCACAGGGCGAAUGAGAGCGGGGAUGUCCUCAGCCAGGACGGCAGCGAACUCGAUGUCAUCGAUGAAGAAAUCAACGACCCAAGAGACUUUGACACCGACUCCAUAUUGAGUAAAGAUUCUGUGCGUAGCAAAGAUUCUGUCGGGAGCAAGAAAUCAAUCAAGAGUAAGUCCUCAACCGCUGACUCGGUCAAGAGUAAGACCUCGGUCAAGGGCAAACAGUAAGAGGUUGGGGAAGGUCAGCAAGGAGUCCUUCAGUAGUCGCGAGUCCGUGAAUGACACGGAAGGUACCAAGAGCAAGACCCGCUCCUCUGUAAAGAAGAUCUUCAAGCACUUCAAACGUAACGCCUCCACGGCGUCCUCGACCUCCUCCAGUAGUCGAGGAGGAGACAAACGCCUCGACCAAAUCUUCCUUUCAGUAGGAGUCGCAGACAACAGGGGCAACAAGAAGGCCAGUAGGAACUUCUCCCCCGCGCGUACGGAGACAAACGCAAGUCCAUGACUCUUGACGGUCGAGGACGAGGGUUCGAGACCCAGAGGUCAGCCACCAGCGAGGUGGUAGGUCAAGAGGUGGAGCUGAGGGGAAGUAGGUCGACUAGUGAGUGUGUUGAGAUGAGGGGGACCAGGGCGACCAAUGAGGGUGUGGCGCUGAGGAGCAACAGGUCAACCACCCUGGACGGUCGAGGCUCCAGCAGGAAGGGGAUCAUUGUGAUGAGGGACGACACAGAGCCUGACGGAGGGACCCAAGUACACAGGUACAAGUCGACGGCCAAGUGGGAAACGAAAACAGUGGGAACGGUGAAGAUAGAUCCCUCGUCACACACAGAGAAGGAUAAUAUAGAGGAGAUGAACGGCGUGGCGGUGAAAAACCUCCAAACUGUCGAUCUGGAGACAAAUGGAGAAGGAAAUUCGACGCCUCCGACACCUCCUGAAAAGAUCGAGGAAGACGAAGUGGUGUUCAUGUCCCCUAAAAAGUUUGGAAUGAAAGGGAAAACAGAGAAGAACAAAGGAAAUGAAGAAGAGGAGGAGCAGGGGGGAGUGAGGGAGGAGGAAAGAGUGGGAGGGAUGGAUGAGGAGGAGAAGGUUGAGUCGUGUCCCCCGGAAACACCAGCACAAAAGGACAAGGUUUACGACUCCCCCAACAAGCACCACCACCACCAUCACCAAGUGGCCGACCCUGGAGACGAGCCAACGUCAUGUGGGGUGGAAGAAGGUGUGUUGGGGCAGAAGAGUGGGUCCCCCUCCCCUCUGGUUGGUGGCACCUUGGGCAGGACUUCCGGCAGGGAUUCGGUCGCCUCUUCCCACGCCUCGUCCACCGACACCUCCUGCCUUACCCACCCUGACGAGGAGAUAGAGAGACUUCUUCAGUUUAAUGAGAAGAAAAUCACCUCCCUCACCCCUCUUGGCCCGACGUACACCAAGGAUCCCGGGCCUAAAGCAACUCUCCCUCCCAACCCACCUUGACCCCGCACCCUCUUGAGUGC